AUGUGCCUAUGUUCGUUCAAUUUGCAGCCAUUCCUGCCGCAUCAGGCGCCUACGUGUGAUCAUCGUCUGAAACUGUCCAAGCCUGUGUCCGUCAAGACCUCACGGCCUCUACGCAAGACGCGCCGUCGCCAGACCAAGCGCGCGUGGUGCGACAGGCUUAUCUACUCCAACUUGGUGUAUGCGCUAGCGGCAAUUAUGUCAUUCAGUUGUGAUCAAAAACUUUGUGGUGUACUGCAAAUGGGCGCAGCCAUCGCGUCCACCAUGUUUCAUCGCUCUAAGGAGACCAAGUAUUUGCUGUUGGAUGCGCUCAUCAGUGGCACACUAGGCCUUGUCUUUAUAUUUUCUUGGCAUCGUAGCCUUUCCAAUGAGUGGUACGGCAUUCUAACAGUAAAGGUGUUGCUGGCCUCGCUUUGCGUUUUCACGUGGCUUUAUUGUGGCAUGCCUGGCGGCGAGCGUUACGACAAGUGGCACAAUCGAUGGCAUUAUGUUUCGGGUGCGACAACAAUUUCAACAACGCUGUUUUUGACCUUGUAUUUCCCAGAGUUUGACGCGCUCCUGCAUGAGCUCAUUUGGAAUCUGAAGAUUGUCAGAAGUAUGCGUAUGUAA
This is a messenger RNA of Peronospora belbahrii, 606 nucleotides long. The record is from the annotation of a GenBank genome assembly. NCBI's taxonomy places the organism in Eukaryota, Oomycota, Peronosporomycetes, Peronosporales, Peronosporaceae.